This is a messenger RNA of Chelonus insularis, 2003 nucleotides long. RefSeq names its product Synaptotagmin 7 (gene Syt7). Gene Ontology annotation, molecular function: clathrin binding; SNARE binding; phosphatidylserine binding. The transcript has 11 exons. NCBI's taxonomy places the organism in Eukaryota, Metazoa, Arthropoda, Insecta, Hymenoptera, Braconidae. The record is from RefSeq and is a predicted model, not a curated record. Gene Ontology annotation, biological process: cellular response to calcium ion; regulation of dopamine secretion; regulation of calcium ion-dependent exocytosis. Gene Ontology annotation, cellular component: plasma membrane; exocytic vesicle. The coding region runs from base 520 to 1872 and encodes 450 amino acids.
CUUUGUCGUCAUCAUUUUUUGAAAGUUCAUUAUUUCUUUGCUCGUAAUUAAUUAAAAUCCGUGUUGUAAUGAAUAAAAAUAAUAACGUGAAAUAAUAAUUAUGUUCCCGUUAAACCUAACCACACUUUUAACCUAUUACGAAAUAAUUUUUCAUUGUUACCGAAUAUAUAUUGUUCAAAAGCGUUAAUUGUUGUAACAACAUUUAUGAGACCGGAGUCUGUUAAUAAUAAUUAGUUGUAUAUAAUUUUAAUAUAAUGAUUUAAUUCAUUAUCAAUUAGAUAAUAACCUAUAAAUAUUAGAGUAUUGUACUCCAAUGUAAUAAUAGAUAAUGGCUAUCUAUUAUGUUCUUGAAAGAAUAAUCAUUUUUCGACGUCAAGUUAAGCUUGAAGAAAAAUAACCUAUUUCAAUUUUUUUUGCAACUUUAAACAAUGAGGAUUCAAGUUCCAGUUUACAAUCACUUUCCUAUCUAUAGAAGCUUUUUAUUGUCUUCUUCAAACUCAUCGAUAUCUAGGUUCAUAGAUGAGUAUGGAACGUCGUGAUAUAAUAUUGACAGCUGUAUUUGGAACAUUUGGAGCAAUAGGGAUCCUCUUUGGUCUAAGUCUGGCUAUUUGGCUGUAUCUUCGAGCAAAAAAGACUAAAGGUCGUGAUCUUGAACAACAUUUAGAUAAUGAAGAAAAUAUUCAGUAUAAUCAGACACAACCGUUUUUAAAAAAGCAUCGAUUUCUUAAUCUCAAAACUCCAUUGAUUAAUACGAAGGCGUUGGGAGCACAGUUGGAAACUACAGGAAAUCCUGGUACGAAGUCACCGGCUCCAGGAAAUAGUAGCUCAGCUGCUAGCACAGCAGUUAGCACUAGUACUGCAACUGGUGCUGUCCCUGGAAUGAGCCCCUCGGUCAGUUGUGGAGCAAGUGGCAAUAAUGAGCCUCGAACGCCAACUGCUAAUGCACAAAAUAAACAACAACAAAAUGCUAAAGGAGGAGAACAUCCUUCAAAAGCAUUUUUACAAAAUAGAUCCAUCUCCCUGGUGGAUAUGUACAUUGAUAACACAGAACCGAGUGAAAACGUUGGACAAAUACAAUUCAGCUUGGAAUAUGAUUAUCAAAAUACCACACUUAUUUUGCGCAUUAUUCAGGGUAAAGAUUUGCCAGCAAAGGAUUUGUCAGGUACAUCUGAUCCAUAUGUAAGAGUGACUUUAUUGCCUGACAAAAAGCACAGACUAGAUACGAAAAUCAAGAGGAGAACGUUGAAUCCUCGAUGGAACGAAACUCUCUACUUUGAAGGUUUCCCUAUUCAAAAAUUACAAAGUCGUGUGCUUCAUCUUCAUGUUUUUGAUUAUGACCGAUUCUCCAGAGAUGACUCUAUUGGAGAAGUGUUUUUACCUCUAUGUCAGGUUGAUCUUUCGGAAAAACCAUCUUUUUGGAAGGCUCUCAAACCACCUGCAAAAGACAAAUGCGGAGAGCUUCUUUGUUCUCUCUGUUAUCAUCCCAGUAAUUCUGUACUGACUAUAACACUACUUAAAGCUCGGAAUCUCAAAGCGAAAGAUAUUAAUGGAAAAUCUGAUCCGUACGUGAAAGUGUGGCUGCAAUUUGGUGAUAAAAGAAUCGAAAAACGAAAGACCCCAAUCUUCAAAUGUACUCUAAACCCAGUAUUCAAUGAAGCAUUUUCAUUUAACGUACCCUGGGAAAAAAUCAGAGAAUGUUCUUUGGAUGUAAUGGUUAUGGAUUUUGAUAAUAUUGGUCGGAAUGAACUCAUUGGACGUAUUCAACUCGCAGGGAAAAAUGGCAGUGGUGCAAGCGAAACUAAACAUUGGCAAGAUAUGAUCACAAAACCACGACAAACAAUUGUGCAAUGGCAUCGUCUUAAACCAGAGUAAAGUAGCAUACUUGAAAAAAAAAGCAGUACUAUGUGACGUAAUAACUACAUUUUUCCAUUUGGAAAUUUCCCUAGUUUAUGUUGUUUACAGAAUCAUUGAUCAUGAUUCUGAAAAGUAUCAAUUUGAUAGUA